Molecule: messenger RNA, 2801 nt
Organism: Chrysoperla carnea
Lineage: Eukaryota; Metazoa; Arthropoda; Insecta; Neuroptera; Chrysopidae
Gene: Ih
Product: potassium/sodium hyperpolarization-activated cyclic nucleotide-gated channel 2
Exons: 11
Coding region: 297-2735 (812 amino acids)
Biological process (GO): transmembrane transport; potassium ion transport
Cellular component (GO): membrane
Molecular function (GO): voltage-gated potassium channel activity
Source: RefSeq, a predicted model, not a curated record
UACCAAUUGUUAAAAAUCCACGCGGACAGAUUGUAUAUUGUGAUUGUGAAAAUUAUUCAGCUUCAUCUUCAAAUGAAUACAAACACAUUAUGAUUGACGGUAAUAAUUACAGUAAAUCAACAAAUUCUGCAAUUAAAUUACCAUCCACAUCCGAAGAAUCUGAUUUUGGUCAUCGACGUAGUGUUUCUGUGAUACAUGAGUGGUGUAAAGGGCAAUGCUAGCUGGAGGUAAUAAAAAAUUCGACGACCACGUGACUAGGGCCGGAACAACAGCAGGAGCUUCAAAAACGACGCUUCAUGUCUGUACGAAGUUUACAUCGCCGGGUUUCCGGACCUGGUGGUAUGGCAUAUACCCACCAAUACAGCCACAGCCAGGACAGCGGUGGUGGGGGUGGCGGCGAAUCAAGAGGGGGCGUCGGUGGCGGAGGUGGUGGCGGUCGAGGCGGUACAAGGCGCGUGCCCAGCUUACGUCUCGCGAAUGGACGAGCAGCCGGUGUGACUGCAGCUCAGUCCGAAGAAGAAAUACGUACAACACCACGUCUAGCCAAGGAUGACUCGAUUAAAAUCAGUAUCGAGAAUACAAACACGUGUACCGAUUCUUUAGUAACCGCGCUUGAUGACGAGACUCUAUUAAUCGCCGAUUUUCUAUCAAACGAUAUGAAUUACAAAGGUAGUGGUAAAGUACAUUUUGGGGUGGAUGACAUAUCCUUAUAUGGCACCCCAAAAGAAGAGCCGGGCCCAACACCAUUGGGCUCGGCGGAAGCUGGCAAACAAAGUUUUAUUAAAAAUCAACUACAGGCCUUAUUUCAACCAACUGAUAAUAAAUUAGCAAUGAAAUUAUUUGGUUCGAAAAAGGCCUUAAUGAAAGAACGGAUACGACAAAAGGCGGCAGGUCAUUGGGUUAUACAUCCUUGUUCAAGUUUUAGAUUUUACUGGGAUUUAUGUAUGUUACUUUUACUCGUUGCGAAUUUAAUAAUCCUUCCCGUUGCCAUAUCAUUCUUCAAUGACGAUUUGAGUACAAGAUGGAUUGCCUUCAAUUGUCUUUCUGAUACUAUUUUUCUUAUCGAUAUUGUCGUCAAUUUUAGAACAGGCAUAAUGCAACAAGAUAAUGCAGAACAAGUAAUAUUGGAUCCAAAAUUAAUAGCACGACAUUAUUUACGAACAUGGUUCUUCUUAGAUUUGAUAUCUUCCAUACCAUUGGACUAUAUAUUCCUAAUCUUUAAUCAGGUAACUAAAAAUAAGGACUUCAGUGAAAGUUUUCAAAUUUUACAUGCUGGUCGAGCAUUACGAAUAUUGCGUUUAGCGAAAUUGUUAUCAUUGGUUCGUUUACUACGUUUAAGCAGAUUGGUGCGAUAUGUCAGCCAGUGGGAAGAAGUUUAUAUCUUGCAGAAUCUUCAAAAAAAGCGUACGGAGAGAAGGGGGCGCCUCAGCUCUGAAACCAACAAAAAGAAGUCAUACACCAAAAGCAAUCUGAUUUUUAAGUUCCUGAACAUGGCUAGUGUUUUUAUGAGAAUUUUCAAUUUAAUUUGUAUGAUGCUUCUAAUUGGACAUUGGUCUGGUUGUCUGCAGUUUUUGGUACCAAUGUUACAAGGUUUUCCAUCAAAUUCAUGGGUAGCCAUCAAUGAACUUCAGGAGGCAUUUUGGCUUGAACAAUAUUCAUGGGCAUUGUUUAAAGCGAUGUCACAUAUGUUAUGUAUUGGUUAUGGUAGAUUUCCACCACAGUCAUUAACUGAUAUGUGGCUUACAAUGCUGUCUAUGAUCUCUGGAGCGACAUGUUAUGCUUUGUUCCUUGGUCAUGCAACGAAUUUAAUUCAAAGUUUAGAUUCAUCUCGAAGACAAUAUAGAGAAAAGGUAAAACAAGUUGAAGAAUAUAUGGCAUAUAGAAAAUUACCAAGAGAAAUGCGACAAAGAAUCACAGAAUACUUUGAACAUCGAUAUCAAGGGAAAUUCUUUGAUGAGGAAUGUAUCCUUGGGGAAUUAUCAGAGAAACUACGAGAAGAUGUUAUCAACUAUAACUGUAGAUCGCUCGUUGCAUCCGUUCCAUUUUUUGCUAACGCUGAUUCAAACUUUGUGUCUGACGUAGUAACAAAAUUACGUUAUGAAGUUUUUCAACCAGGUGAUAUUAUAAUUAAAGAAGGUACAAUUGGUUCAAAAAUGUACUUCAUCCAAGAAGGUAUUGUUGAUAUUGUAAUGGCAAAUGGUGAAGUUGCGACAAGUUUAAGUGAUGGUUCAUAUUUUGGUGAAAUAUGUUUAUUAACAAAUGCCCGUCGUGUGGCAAGUGUACGUGCCGAAACCUAUUGUAAUUUAUUUUCAUUAUCAGUGGAUCAUUUUAAUGCUGUAUUGGAUCAAUAUCCAUUAAUGCGACGUACAAUGGAAAGUGUCGCAGCUGAACGUUUAAAUAAAAUAGGAAAAAAUCCAAAUUUAGUUGCACAUCGUGAAGAAGAUUUAGGUAGUGAAAGUAAAACAAUAAAUGCAGUUGUAAAUGCAUUAGCAGCCGAAGCAGAUCAUGUCAAUAUGUCUGAUGAAUCUGUUGCACAUUUAAAUUGCAGCAGUGAACGAAGUUUACACGAUUUAGGUCGAACAUUAACACGUAUGACUUUACCACGACCAAAAUCGGAGAAUAAUUUUGCAUCACAACAAGAGAUACCAUUAAAUCGUACAAAUGGUUCUGAUUCAAACGGUCGACCGAUGUUCCACAAGUCUGAUACAUUUCAUAAAGAAACGGUGUUUCAAUGACGACACUCGAUCUAUUAGUAAUUGUGCACAAAUUCAUUAAUUCGCUUGAUUGAUCGCCAUUUUAUU